AAAAAAAAUUCCCCUUAAACCAAUUUAUUAACUAUUGAACUUUUCAAUGAAAAUGGAAACUUCAAAGCCAUUGACCAAAACGGCUGGUGUUUACAGAUCGAAACGCUACUUAGCCGAUCUGACGGAGUCUUGAAAGUAAAAACUGAUGAAGGCAGAUUUCAGUUUGAAAAAUUUGGGUAAAACCCCAACGCCUUUCUUCAAUGGGCGAUGGUUCACUGCUUUUGCUUCAAUCUUGAUCUUGUCUGUUUCUGGUGGCACUUACUUAUUUGGUCUUUACUCACAACAUGUCAAAUCUUCAUUGGGUUAUGAUCAAACAACCUUAAAUCUGUUAUCUUUCUUUAAGGAUGUGGGUGCCAAUGUAGGAAUCAUUGCUGGUUUAAUCAAUGAAGUUUGCCCACCAUGGGUUGUUCUUCUAAUUGGGUCAUUAAUGAAUUUUUCUGGGUACAUUUACUUAUGGUUAGCAGUCAACGGUGAUGAAUUAGUCAAACCCCAGGUUUGGCAAAUGUGUUUAUGUUUAAUGAUUGGUGCAAAUUCUCAAACUUUUACUAAUACUGGUGCUUUAGUAACUUGUGUUAAAAAUUUCCCAGAAAGUAGGGGAAUUGUGAUUGGAUUGUUAAAGGGUUUUGUUGGUUUAAGUGGUGCAAUUAUAACACAAUUGUUUCAUGCUAUUUAUGGGAAUAAUGGGAAAUCUUUAGUGUUGUUAAUUGCUUGGCUUCCACCAUUUGUUUGUUGUACUUUGCUUAGGUAUGUUAGGGUUUUGAAAGGCGUUAAUCGUCAAGAAAAUGAGGUGAAGAUUUUUUAUCAGCUUCUUUAUAUAUCACUUGGUCUUGCUGGAUUUCUGUUAAUGGUCACCAUUUUGCAAAAUAGGGUAGCUUUCACUUUAGUUGAAUAUAGAUUGAGUUCUUGUGUCAUGUUGCUUUUGUUGUUUGCACCUAUUGUUGUUGUAAUCAGAGAAGAAUUGAGAAUUGGGAAGAAUAGGAAACAAGUUUUAGAUGAUUUUACGCCGUUGAAAGGACUUGAGCAAGGGAAGUUACCUUCAAGAAGUCAGGGGAAAGAAGUUUUAUGGUUCAAGAAUGUGUUUAAGCCACCGGAGAGAGGUGAAGAUUAUACGAUUUUGCAAGCACUUUUGAGCAUUGACAUGUUGAUUUUGUUUAUUACUACUAUCUUUGGAGCGGGUGGUACGUUGACUGCUAUUGAUAACAUAGGUCAAAUUGGUAAGGCGUUAGGAUAUCCUAAUACGAGUAUUGCAACAUUUACUUCACUAGUGAGUAUAUGGGGUUAUCUUGGAAGAGUAGUCUCUGGCUUUGUCUCUGAGAUUUUCUUGACAAAGUAUAAAGUACCUCGUCCGUUGAUGCUUACCUUUGUGCUCCUUUUAUCUUGCUUUGGCCAUAUUCUUAUUGCAAUGGGUGUUCCAAGUCUUCUUGAUGUUGCAUUGGCUAUUCUUGGGUUUUGCUUUGGAGCUAUGGCACCUUUGAUAUUUUCCAUCAUAUCAGAACUUUUUGGCCUAAAACACUAUGCUACACUGCUCAACUUUGGCGGAGCAGCCAGUCCAAUUGGAGCUUAUGUAUUCAAUGUUAGAUUGGUUGGUCAUUUUUAUGACAAGGAAGCUUUGAGGCAAAUGGCAGCUUUGGGACUUUAUAGGAAGCCAGGGGAUCAUUUAACAUGCAUCGGUAUCGAGUGUUACAGGUCUUCUUUUCUGAUAAUUGCUGCAGCAAGUUUUGUAGGGUGCAUUAUAUCAUACAUUUUGGUACUUAGAACAAGAAAGUUCUAUAAAGGCGAUAUUUACAAGAAGUUCAGAGAGCAAGAGUAAGCUGUGCGAUAGUUCAGUCUGCCACACAUUUUGUAACAUGCUAUGGUUUAUAUCUAAUAGUUCGAGUCCUAAUGAUCGAUUAUAGGAGAUACUCGUAUUAUAUAUGAACCCAUGUUAUACGGUAACACAUUAUACGUAUAUCAGAAAAAAAUAGAAUGGUAUGUUGACAAAUACAUAGGAUUCUUGGCUCAUGAUAUUCUCUGUUGGAGUUUGGCGGGUAUAAGGUUCUUGUAUUGGAUUACUUCUGGGUGGAUUUUUGAAAAGAAACCUUUUGCUUAACCACAUUUUAACUUCUUUA
Molecule: messenger RNA, 2108 nt
Organism: Solanum pennellii
Lineage: Eukaryota; Viridiplantae; Streptophyta; Magnoliopsida; Solanales; Solanaceae
Exons: 1
Coding region: 146-1810 (554 amino acids)
Cellular component (GO): membrane
Source: RefSeq, a predicted model, not a curated record